AUGUCCGCCAGCACCACUCAACCCGGCAUCCUGACCUCCGCACGCUACGGGAAAGACAAGGUCCGCGUCUUCCGCAUCGUACGCAACGGACCCAUACACGAUGUCGUGGAGUACAACGUCCAGGUACUCUUAGAGGGUGACAUCGCAACCAGCUACACGCAGGGCGAUAAUUCAGUGGUCGUCGCUACAGACUCCAUGAAGAAUAUCACAUAUUAUCUCGCCAAAACAUCUCCCCACAUCCUCACACCCGAGCACUUCGCCCUCCAUCUCGCUACACACGUUCUCGCCACAUACGCCCACGUUCACAAAGCCUACGUUUCCAUCGAGAAACUACGCUGGUCGCGAAUCCCAGUGGGAUUGGAAGGCCAGGAGGCCUUGCAUCCACACUCGUUCGUCAGGGAUGGCGAGGAGAAGAGGUUCGUGAAUGCGGAGGUGCGUACACUGGCGAAAUCGGACGGGUCGCUCGAGGGCAAAGUUACAGCUGGUCUUACGGAUCUAUUGGUUCUCAAAUCCACCGGCUCCGCGUUCACAGGCUUCAUCCAGGACACAUACACCACCCUCACCGAAGUCUCCGACCGCAUCCUGUCUACUUCGGUCGAUCUUUCCUACACCUACAAACACCCCAUCCCGAUCGCUUUCCCCACCGACGAGAGGCGCUUGGCGUUCGACACACCCGGGGAAGUCAGACAUGCUGAUGAAAUAGCAAGGAGGACAAGGAAGGCGACGCUGGACUUGUUCGCUCUCGACGAGAGCGAAAGCGUGCAGGCAACCCUCUUUAAGAUGGCUCAACAGGUCAUCGCAGAUAACGAUGACGUGGAAACGGCAACGUAUACUUUACCCAACAAGCAUUAUAUCCCCGUGGAUAUGAGGUAUAUCGGAGUCGAUAACUUGACGCCAUCCAAGGCAGAAGUGUUCAUGCCCGUGUCCGCGCCGAGUGGCUUGAUCUCCGCCACGAUCUCGCGUAAAUAG
Pisolithus orientalis is the source of this 969-nucleotide messenger RNA. RefSeq names its product uricase. Gene Ontology annotation, cellular component: peroxisome. The record is from RefSeq and is a predicted model, not a curated record. NCBI's taxonomy places the organism in Eukaryota, Fungi, Basidiomycota, Agaricomycetes, Boletales, Pisolithaceae. Gene Ontology annotation, biological process: urate catabolic process; purine nucleobase catabolic process. The transcript has 9 exons. Gene Ontology annotation, molecular function: urate oxidase activity. Bases 1 to 969 code for a protein of 322 amino acids.